AUGGAGGGGGGACGAUGACCGCGCGGGUGACGACGGGAUGAGGACGAUCUGCGAUGUCUGCGAGAGCGCGGUGGCGGUGCUCUUCUGCGCGGCCGACGAGGCCGCGCUCUGCCGCCCCUGCGACGAGAAGGUACAUAUGUGUAACAAACUUGCUAGUCGGCAUGUAAGGGUUGGGCUUGCAGACCCUAAUAAGUUAGUACGCUGUGAUAUAUGUGAAAAUUCUUCUGCUUUCUUCUAUUGCGACAUAGAUGGCACAUCACUUUGCUUAAGCUGUGAUAUGGCUGUUCAUGUUGGUGGGAAACGAACCCAUGGAAGAUAUUUGCUCCUAAGACAACGGGUCGAAUUUCCAGGAGAUAAACCAGGGCAUAUGGAUGACGUAGCUAUGCAACAGAUGGACACUGAAAACCCGAGGGACCAAAAUAAGGCCCAUUUAGUAGCAAAGGAGCAAAUGAUGAACAACCACAAUGCCUCUGAUGAUCCGGCCUCAGAUGGCAAUUGCAAUGGCCAGGGUAACAUUGAUUCCAAAAUGUUUGAUCUCAACAUGAGACCAGCCCGUAUUCAUGGCCAAGGUUCGAGCUCUCAGACCCAAGGAGCGGAUCUUAGUCUCAACAACCAUGACUCUUCAGGAGUGGUGCCAACAUGCAAUUUCGAACGAGCCACCGACAAGUGAACAUCCGAGUAUUGGAAUGUAAAUUCCUUCGGUUCUUGUUGUAAACAUUUCUUCCGCACCGGGAGCUUGAAUUAGCUUUAGCCUUAGUGGCCGGGCUGAAUGUAUUGCAGGGACCUUAGAACUUGUGUUAUUUUCUCAUAGAGCUGAAGCUAACGACUGUAUAUGGAUUCGGCAUGGCAUGCACUAGACGCUAUGUUGCGGAUUUCUGUUGUAUGCUAUCAGGAACUGUACAAAGAAAUAAUAGAUCUCUCAUUUUCCAAA
Messenger RNA from Lolium rigidum, 931 nucleotides. RefSeq names its product B-box zinc finger protein 18-like. The record is from RefSeq and is a predicted model, not a curated record. The coding region runs from base 38 to 670 and encodes 210 amino acids. Gene Ontology annotation, molecular function: zinc ion binding. Gene Ontology annotation, biological process: photomorphogenesis; regulation of DNA-templated transcription. Lineage: Eukaryota; Viridiplantae; Streptophyta; Magnoliopsida; Poales; Poaceae. Gene Ontology annotation, cellular component: nucleus. The transcript has 5 exons.